Messenger RNA from Acipenser ruthenus (sterlet), 5153 nucleotides. RefSeq names its product DEAH (Asp-Glu-Ala-His) box polypeptide 8 (gene dhx8). NCBI's taxonomy places the organism in Eukaryota, Metazoa, Chordata, Actinopteri, Acipenseriformes, Acipenseridae. Gene Ontology annotation, biological process: mRNA splicing, via spliceosome; spliceosomal complex disassembly. The transcript has 24 exons. Gene Ontology annotation, cellular component: catalytic step 2 spliceosome; intracellular anatomical structure. The record is from RefSeq and is a predicted model, not a curated record. Bases 355 to 3975 code for a protein of 1206 amino acids. Gene Ontology annotation, molecular function: RNA binding; ATP binding; RNA helicase activity.
CCGAAGUAACCGCGGAAAAAGUCGAGCGAACCCGAAUGAACCCGAUCUAUAAGCGAGCACAAAAACAGGACAUCAACGAAAACACAUUUGCCACUUUUUCAUACCGCCUAAACAUUGUAACUGUGUUACAAACCAAAUAUUUGUAUUGUUAAAGAUUGUCAUGUUUUAUAGAAUAUUGCAUUUCUAUAAACAAUCUAAAAAAAGAGAGAACAAAAUAGAAAUGAUAAGUACGUCAUACGAGGUCAGGGGUCAAAUAUGAGCACCAAGAUGGUGGUUCAGCCAGUGGUUUAUGUUCGUCGAGUAUAUUUUGAUUUUAAAACGUGUUAAUCAAAGAAAUAAGAAAGAAACCUCAUAAUGGCCGACGGUGGAGUUGACGAGCUGCAGAAACUCGAAUACCUUUCCUUGGUUUCCAAGGUUUGUACUGAAUUGGAUAACCAUCUCGGGAUUAGCGACAAAGAUUUGGCUGAAUUUGUGAUAAACCUGGCUGAGAAGAACCCCACGUUUGAUUCCUUCAAAGGAGAGCUGGUUAAAAAUGGAGCAGAAUUCACAGAUUCUCUUAUGAGCAAUUUGUUGCGUCUCAUACAAACAAUGCGACCUCUGGCGAAGCCAUCUUCAAGCAAAGGGAUGGAACCAGUGGUUAAACCAAAGUCUGAAAAAGAGAAGCUGAAGGAGCUCUUCCCUGCCCUGUGCCGGCCAGAUAAUCUGCAUACAAGAAUUACUCUUGAUGAUGAUGAUGUGAAAGUAGCAGCCGAUGCCAUGAAAGAGCUUGAAGCGUUCAUGCCCAGCAUCAGUGAAGAAAAACCAAGAAGCAGUAGACACCGUUCUGAUGAUGGUGGAAAGAGAAAGAAACGGAGCAGGAGCAAAGAUCGAGACAGAGAGAGGGACAGGGACCGUGACAGGAAGAGGCGUCACCGCUCCCGCUCCCGCUCCCACUCCAGGUCCAGGUCUCGCUCCCGGGACAGAGGGAAAGGGAAAUCUCGCUGGCGAUCCUGGAGCAAAAGCAGGAGCCCCAGCCCCAGCAGAGAGCGCCGGGACAAAGACAAGGGAGCUGACCGCUGGAAAGACAAGCAUGUGGACCGGCCUCCUCCCGAGGAACCCACAGUGGGAGACAUCUACAACGGCAAAGUUACCAGUAUCAUGCAGUUUGGCUGCUUCGUGCAGCUGGAGGGACUGAGGAAACGAUGGGAAGGAUUGGUUCACAUCUCGGAACUCAGAAGAGAGGGGAGAGUUGCCAAUGUUGCAGAUGUGGUUAGCAAAGGUCAAAGGGUAAAAGUCAAGGUGCUGUCCUUUACCGGAUCUAAAACCAGCUUAAGUAUGAAGGAUGUAGACCAGGACACUGGUGAGGACCUGAACCCCAACAGGCGUCGGAACAUGGGUGGAGAGGGCAGCGAGGAGACAACCAUGCGGAACCCAGACCGACCCAGUCAUAUGUCCCUAGUCAGCAUGCCUGAGGUGGAGGACGACACGCUGGAGCGCAAACGGCUCACCAAGAUCUCUGACCCAGAGAAAUGGGAGAUCAAACAGAUGAUUGCAGCCAACGUUCUCUCUAAGGAAGAGUUUCCAGAUUUUGAUGAAGAGACUGGUAUUCUCCCUAAAGUCGACGACGAAGAAGAUGAGGACCUGGAAAUUGAGCUUGUGGAGGAAGAGCCACCGUUCCUGAGGGGACACACCAAGCAGAGCAUGGAUAUGAGUCCUGUGAAGAUUGUAAAGAAUCCUGAUGGCUCCCUGUCCCAGGCGGCUAUGAUGCAGAGUGCGCUGGCAAAGGAAAGAAGAGAGGUGAAACAGGCCCAGCGUGAGGCUGAGAUGGACUCCAUUCCAAUGGGGCUCAAUAAACACUGGGUAGAUCCCUUACCUGAUGCUGAUGGCAGGCAGAUUGCAGCCAACAUGCGAGGUAUUGGGAUGAUGCCCAACGAUAUCCCGGAGUGGAAGAAACAUGCUUUCGGAGGCAACAAGGCAUCUUACGGCAAAAAGACGCAGAUGUCAAUCCUCGAGCAGAGAGAGAGCCUGCCAAUCUACAAGCUGAAAGAGCAGCUCAUUCAGGCAGUCCACGAUAACCAGAUUCUGAUUGUAAUUGGAGAGACUGGGUCAGGUAAGACGACCCAGAUCACACAGUAUCUGGCGGAGGCUGGCUACACCACCAGGGGGAAGAUCGGCUGUACCCAGCCUCGACGUGUGGCUGCCAUGUCUGUCGCCAAGAGAGUGUCCGAGGAGUACGGUUGCUGUUUGGGCCAGGAGGUGGGUUACACUAUUCGAUUUGAAGACUGUACGAGCCCUGAGACUGUCAUUAAGUACAUGACAGACGGUAUGUUGCUCAGAGAGUGCCUGAUUGACCCCGACCUUGGCCAGUAUGCCAUCAUCAUGUUGGACGAGGCCCACGAGCGGACCAUCCACACUGAUGUGCUCUUUGGGCUGCUCAAAAAGACUGUGCAGAAGCGCACUGACAUGAAACUGAUUGUAACGUCAGCCACGCUGGAUGCCGUGAAGUUCUCACAGUAUUUCUAUGAAGCUCCCAUUUUCACAAUCCCUGGAAGAACAUACCCUGUGGAGAUCCUCUACACCAAGGAGCCAGAGACAGACUACCUGGAUGCCAGCCUCAUCACUGUGAUGCAGAUUCAUCUGACUGAGCCUCCAGGUGAUGUUCUGGUUUUCCUGACUGGUCAGGAGGAGAUUGACACUGCCUGUGAGAUCCUGUAUGAGAGAAUGAAAUCCCUGGGGCCGGAUGUCCCAGAGCUGAUCAUCCUUCCUGUCUACUCUGCUCUACCCAGUGAGAUGCAAACCAGAAUAUUUGAUCCGGCUCCGCCUGGCAGCAGAAAAGUGGUUAUUGCUACAAACAUUGCAGAGACUUCAUUGACCAUUGAUGGGAUUUACUACGUGGUGGAUCCAGGAUUUGUAAAACAGAAAGUGUACAAUUCAAAGACUGGAAUUGAUCAGCUGGUGGUGACUCCAAUUUCUCAGGCCCAGGCUAAGCAGAGAGCAGGCAGAGCUGGCAGAACAGGCCCUGGGAAGUGUUACAGGCUGUACACAGAACGCGCCUACAGAGAUGAAAUGCUGACCACGAACGUGCCUGAAAUCCAGAGAACUAACUUGGCCAGCACUGUGCUGUCAUUGAAGGCUAUGGGGAUCAAUGACCUGCUGUCCUUCGAUUUCAUGGACGCUCCCCCAAUGGAGACUCUGAUCACUGCGAUGGAGCAGCUCUACACCCUUGGUGCUCUGGAUGACGAGGGGCUGCUCACACGCCUGGGGCGCAGGAUGGCUGAAUUUCCUCUGGAGCCCAUGUUGUGUAAAAUGCUGAUCAUGUCCGUCCAUCUGGGCUGCAGUGAGGAAAUGCUGACCAUCGUCUCCAUGCUUUCAGUGCAGAACGUCUUCUACAGACCAAAGGACAAGCAAGCACUUGCUGACCAGAAAAAGGCAAAGUUCCACCAGCCUGAGGGAGACCACCUCACUCUACUGGCUGUCUACAACUCCUGGAAAAACAACAAGUUCUCCAACCCCUGGUGUUACGAGAACUUCAUCCAGGCUCGCUCCCUGCGCCGGGCACAGGACAUCCGCAAGCAGAUGUUGGGCAUCAUGGACAGGCAUAAACUGGAUGUGGUAUCUUGUGGCAAAGCUACAGUCAGAGUGCAGAAAGCAAUCUGCAGUGGUUUCUUCAGAAAUGCAGCUAAAAAGGACCCUCAAGAAGGCUACAGGACCCUUAUUGAUUCACAAGUAGUCUAUAUUCAUCCAUCUAGCGCACUUUUUAAUAGACAACCAGAGUGGGUGGUAUACCAUGAGCUGGUGCUGACCACAAAGGAAUACAUGCGAGAAGUGACAACCAUAGACCCUCGUUGGCUGGUGGAGUUUUCACCAGCCUUCUUCAAAGUGUCUGAUCCAACCAAACUCAGCAAGCAGAAGAAACAGCAGAGACUGGAGCCUCUGUACAACCGCUACGAGGAGCCCAAUGCCUGGAGAAUCUCCAGGGCCUUCAGACGCCGUUAGAGAGACGUGAAGUCUCAGAGACAAGGCAUGGAGGACUGUACAAUGCAGCCUGAGCUGGGACUAAAAUGUGCUUUCAGAUCAUUAAUCCACUGGCAGACAAAAGCAAGACUAUUUAAGAAAAUGUGUGUUUCCCUCAUUUCAAAGAAACAUGAUCAGAACUUUAAUUUCCUGUUGCUUGGCAGUGGUUGUGGAUUGAUCUGUGCUAUGCUGCCAUAUACCGUAAAAAUUGUUGUAAAAGUCACACACCCCUUUAUGAGACUUCAAUAUUAGGAAAACACUUGGGUGUGUUUAAAAUAUAUAUAUAUAAUUUUUUUUUUUUUUUUUUUUACAAUUUCUUACAUGUUCAUCACUGAUAAAUAAAUACACCAGGUUUAGUUUCAAAAUAACCCUUGUGCAACAUUUUAUUCCAUUAAUAAUUUCAGUGUUUUUUCUUUUUAAACUGCAGUUCCGUUCAAGUAAAUUGAAGUGCAAUGUCAAAAUAUAUCAAAAUAUAGAUAUAAUACUACUACUGUAAAUUCCAGUAGUAACAGUGUAAACCACUGACAAGUGGUACUUGAAUGGAUUUAAAAAGUAAAAAUUUAACAGUGCACCAGUAAGUAAAAUAAAGUGAUACAUCUUAGAUCCAGCCUUCUCAUUUCUAGCCAGCGGCCGGCUAAAUUGCCGUCUACUUUGCCAGAUGAGCAGCCUAAAAUUAGUUAUUUCAAAAAGAAAAAAAAAAAGUUUACAGCGCUUGUAUUUUCCAGAAUAGUAUUCAAAAUGUUUAUUUUCUUCCAGUAAAAUAGCAGCAAUUUCCACAAUUCAUUACAUAGGUAAGUCAAGUAAAACAUUCCUUCUUUGAGGGCAUUUAGUUUCCGGGCUUAAGUUUCCAUGGACACCGUGAAUUGUGAUGGACCAAUCAGUUUCGAGCUUACAAGUGAUGUUUUUGGUGAAGGCUGAACUGUACAAUCAUAUACUGUACCUGAGUCAGUGUCAAUACAGCAGAGAUAUGAAAUUCACAUUUUAUUUAAACAAACAACCUAUGUUUUCUAUGUAACAUCAUCUUUUUUACUCGGUGUAUGAAAUACAGCGAGUAUAGGCAUGUUACAGCAUCGUAAAAUGUCUUGUGCAUUGACUUAGAAGAUCGAUCUGAAACCUAGCAUGUACAAUUAAUUUAGGAAGCGAUAUUCGCAUUGCGCAAU